AUGUCUCCUUCUACUGUUAUCGACCAGAGUGAGGCGCAUACCAACGGUGCCGAUGUCGCUGCCUUGAACGACAAAGCCGCUUCCAAAUGGGCAGAGAUUAAUAACACUGUUGAGUGUCCUCCAGUCAGUGACGAUUACAUGUACGACUUCAAGUUUAAUCACCAUCUUCCGACCACCGACGUUCUUGGAGUCCAGAUUCCGGAGGACUGUGAUGCACAGGCUGAAGCAGAGGGCAUCGUCGAGCGUCUAUCCGAGGUCUUAGGCGCAGGAGAUGCCGAGGCUUUUGCUAAUACCUUCCUCGAGUAUGGCGUAUGGCGUGACAAGCUUUCCUUCACAUGGGACCAAAGAACUUUCAACUUCCGCCCUGCAAUUGUGAAAGCUGCUCAAGAUCUUCUUCCAACAACCAAAGCCUUCAACUUUGCUUUCCUCAAGCCUGCCCCUGUGGUUGACAGACCUUACGACGACUUUGCCCAGUUACAAUUUGUUCUGUCGUUCGAGACAGAGCUCGUUAUUGCUUCGGCAGUCAUUAAAGCCGUCCUGACCAAGGAGGGGUGGAGAAUCUACACUCUGCACACCGUUGCCGAACAACUUAAGCAAUUCCCAGAGCGUCAUCCUUCUGAUGGUCACAUGACGGGAACAGUUAGCUGGGAGUCACAGCGCGCGAUGGAAGUCGAUGCUGCCGACCCUGAGGUUUUGAUUAUUGGUGGUGGACAAAACGGUCUAGCUCUUGGAGCCUGGUGUAAAGCCCUGGAACUCAACAGCCUUAUCAUCGAGCGCGGUGAGGAGAUUGGAGACGUGUGGAAGAAGAGAUAUGAAUACUUGUCUCUACACUUCCCCCACUGGGCGGACGAUCUGCCCUUCUUCCGUUAUCCCAAACAGUGGCCUACAUAUACACCAGCACAGAAACAAGGCCUUUACAUGGGUUGGUAUGCUUCUGCCAUGGAAUUGAACAUCUGGACUCGAUCAACUGUUAUCGAGGCCGAGCAAGAUGGUCAAGGCGGUUGGACUGUCACCAUCGACAAGGGGGGGAAAGAGACCAGAACACUUCACCCAAAACAGGUCAUCAUGGCUACCUCGCUCUGCGGUGUGCCGUACAUGCCCAGCAUUCCUGGAAUGGACGAGUUCAGGGGCGGCAAAAUCCGUCAUUCAUCUGCCCACGACAGCUCUCGCGACUUUGCUGGCAAGCGUGUUUGUGUAGUUGGCACAUCCUCAUCGGGCUUUGACACUGCCUUUGAUUGUUCUCGUCGCGAUAUUGACGUUACCCUUCUGCAACGAUCACCGACAUAUGUCAUGUCACUUACACAUUCUGUCCCCCGAAUUCUUGGGGGUUAUGCGCCCGACGAGAAGGGUCACCGUCGUGACCCCGAGGAGCACGAUCGCCUCUUCUUUUCCACCCCUGUUGGACCCGGCGAAGAGCUCUCACGACGCGCCGCCAAGGUUCUGGAGGACCUUGAUAAACCCCUACUCGAUGGGCUUAAUGCUCGUGGUCUGAGGACAUGGCGUGGGCAAAGGAACACGGGUAACAGCACUCUCGGCCAGACGAGGAAUGGAGGCUUCUACUUUGAUGCUGGCGCCUGUGAACAUAUUAUCAAUGGCAAGAUCAAGGUUGAGCCAGGAUAUAUUGAGCGCUUUACUGAGGAUAAGGUCAUCCUGAACGGCGGACGGGAGCGUGAGUUUGAUCUUGUCGUCUUUGCAACCGGAUUCUCUAACUUGAUCGACUCAAUUCGCGACACACUUGGUCCCAAAAUUGCAAAUCAGGUUGGACCUGUUUGGGGCAUUGAUGAAGAGGGCGAGUAUAGGAAUGCCUUUAGGGAGACUGGAGUGCCUAACCUUUGGAUUAUGGUUGGAUUUCUGCCCAUGACUCGGUUCCAAUCAAGGCUGCUUGCGCUUCGAUUAAAGGCACUAAGCGAAGGGAUCUCGCCUCCUCCCUAUAAAGCAUAG
Messenger RNA from Fusarium sp. VM40, 1941 nucleotides. The record is from the annotation of a GenBank genome assembly. Lineage: Eukaryota; Fungi; Ascomycota; Sordariomycetes; Hypocreales; Nectriaceae.